AUGAUCUCAACCCUAUUCACCAUUAUGGCUUUUGGAUACAAGCAAGUCCUGAUCAUCGGCGCCACCUCCGGGAUUGGCAAAACACUCGUUGACAAACUCGUCCAAGAUGGAUCAAAGGUAAUUGUCGCCGGCCGCAGAAAGGAGAAUCUCAAUGAGAUAGUCCAGCGACAUGGUAGCGACAGGGUUUCUGCAAAGGCAUUUUACGUCACGCAGCUCGAACAGAACCCUGAUCUGGACUGCAUCUUCGUCAACUCGGGUAUCCAACGACCCUUCGAUUAUACCAAGCCGGAAACCAUCGAUCUGGACAUCUUCGACCAGGAACUGAUCACGAACUAUACAUCCGCGGUCCGCUUAACCAAGGCAUUCCUCCCACACUUGCAGAGCCAAAAGACCGCAACAGCCAUCGCAUUCACUACGUCACAAAUGGCGCUCGUGCCUAUGAUGCGAUGCCCGAAUUACGGCGCUUCCAAGGCUGCUCUACACCAUUUCAUCCUUGCCCUCCGCACUCAGCUGCAGGAUGGUCCUGGGGAUGUUCGGGUUUUGGAGAUUUAUCCUCCGGCCGUGCAGAUUGAGCUUCAUGAUUCUAAACAUCAACCUGAUUUGAAGGAUGGGCAUUUGAUGAGGAUGCCGUUGCAAGAAUUUGUUGAUGAGGCUUGGGAUCGGAUCUCAGCGGGAGAGGAUCAGAUUCCGGUUGGAUCUGCAAAGGACAUCUACAAUGGGUUCGAGGAGUUCACAGGCGGAGACGGAAUCGAGGAAAGAGCUUGCCCGUUACAAGCCGCCAGUAUCAACUCGCUGAAACACGACCCAUCAUAA
Messenger RNA from Penicillium digitatum Pd1, 813 nucleotides. The record is from RefSeq and is a predicted model, not a curated record. Lineage: Eukaryota; Fungi; Ascomycota; Eurotiomycetes; Eurotiales; Aspergillaceae.